This is a messenger RNA of Helobdella robusta, 1967 nucleotides long. RefSeq lists its product as hypothetical. The transcript is spliced from 12 exons. Gene Ontology annotation, molecular function: threonine-type endopeptidase activity. The record is from RefSeq and is a predicted model, not a curated record. Bases 51 to 1787 code for a protein of 578 amino acids. Lineage: Eukaryota; Metazoa; Annelida; Clitellata; Rhynchobdellida; Glossiphoniidae. Gene Ontology annotation, biological process: protein maturation.
UUCAUUAUCGCUCGGCGUUUAAAAUUUUAAAAAUUUCCAAAAAUUUCCUUAUGAUCAGAAAAGGAUUUGUUGCUGUUCACGUAGGCGCCGGCUAUCAUUCCCCUGCCAAUGCCGACCUUUACAAGGGAGUUUGCGAAAAAGCUUGUCAUCAGGCCGUUCAGUUGCUAAAUAAAGGACAUAGUGCACUGGAAGCUGUUGUUGCUGCCAUUGUUUCGUUGGAGGAUUCCCAGUGUACAAAUGCAGGCAUCGGGUCCAAUUUAACUAUGGCAGGUACAGUAGAGUGUGAUGCUAGCAUUAUGGAUGGCAAGUCACUCCAUUAUGGAGCUGUUGGAGCUGUUUCUGGUGUGAAAAACCCUAUAAAAGUGGCAGAAAGUUUGAUGAACCUGCAAUUUCUGGGGGAGAUGCCGCUGGGGAGGAUAGCCCCAUGUACACUAGUUGGACAAGGAGCUUACGAAUGGGCCAAAGAACAUGGACUAUCAGUCAUCAUUGACAAAAAUGAACUGAUUACAGAAAAUUCUCGAAAAACUUUUAUAAAGAACAAAAGAAAGUUAGACCUGGUAAAUGAGGAACUCAUGAAGGCCCGUGUUUCUGGAGUUGGUUUUAAGACAUCAAAACUCUAUGAUAACAGCAACAACAACAGUGACCGCAACAAAACCGUUAGGGCUACCAAUAGAACACUGAAAAAUGCCCAGACCAGUGAUGUAUUUGUUGAUGAAAUUGCGAGCAACGUUGAAAUUAGUAGUGAAAUUACCUUCGGGAUUAAUGCCAAAUCAAACUUAGCCUAUGAUAACAGGGGCAAUGGGGUAAGGGGGCGCAUUCCAAAGUUCAAUAUUUUUUCUAAAAAUAAUCUGACGCAACAAAAGAGUAAAUUGAAAAACAUUAAAAAUCAACAUCAAACCAACGACUGUAACAACAACAACAGUGACAACAUUCCUAACAGCAUCGCUAUCAACAACACAGAUUCUGAUGACACCAGCAAAAACAACUACAACGACAGCUGCAACAAUAGCAGCAAUGAUGACAACAGGCGACAAGUAGACGUCAGGAAUGAUACGGUCGGAGCCAUCUGUGUUGAUGAAGAUGGUCGCAUUGUCAGUGCCGUGUCGAGUGGGGGCAUCAUACUGAAACACCCCGGAAGAUUAGGGCAGGCAGCCAUGUACGGUUGUGGAUGCUGGGCAGAAAAUGAUGAGAAUGGCCAGUGUGGGGCGGCUGCUAGCACAUCAGGGUGUGGUGAACAGUUAUCAAAGACGAUGCUGGCCAAAGAAUGUGUACUGACGUUGAAAGAAUUCAUCGUUGAAAAGAAAAAAAAUAAAGUCAACAACAGUAAUAACAAUAACGACGAUGAAGAUGGUGGAGAUAGUGAUGACGAUAGUGAUAAUGGAGAUGGUCGUGAAAAACUUGGCUUGGCGGAGGCUGUCAAUGAAUGUUUCAUGAAAAAAUUUAUCAACUCUCCAUUCCUCAAGCACGAGAGGCAACCUCUAGGUGGCGCACUUGUAGUAACGGUUGAAAAAGUUUUGCCGAAGCCGAAAGAUUUCUGCAGCGACGACAGUAACGGCAACUGGCUACAAGCCUACCCAUGGAAUAAACUUCGAACGGUCGAAGGCGAUAUCGAUGAUGAUGAGAGCUUCUUUAUUAUUGAGUUGAUGUGGGCUCAUACGACUGAAAGCAUGUGCCUUGGUUACAUGGGCACCGGUGACAAAAAAGCUAAGGCUGUGUUAUCUCGUUUGCCGGAGGGUCACCAGGUGGUCAAGUCACUGCCUGUUGGGGGUACAUCGUACUACAUGUAGCAGAGAAACCAUCAUCUUACUUGUCUUCAUCUUUACCAUUUUCAUUGUUUUAUAACAUUACUUAGGCUUGCUCAUAAUGUUAACUCCGUUUUGCGUGUGCACGUAUAUGUAUUUUCUAUGGCUAGGCUGGAUAAAUUUUUAAAGAAAUUUCCUCAUGUGAUUUGUGAUUUUAAUUACGUU